AUGGCCGGUCUCUUGAGACUAUGGCAUGACAAAUAUCAUCCACCACCGGAUCCGGCGGACGUUUCGUUCGAGGGGAAAACAGUCCUCGUCACUGGCGGCACCGCUGGCCUUGGAUUUGAGGCUUCGUUGAAGAUUCUGCGACAAGAUGUGUCUGUCCUGAUUAUUGCAUGCAGGGACCCGGGACGUGGUCGCGAAGCAAAGCAAACCCUGGAGCAACGUACCGGCAGGACUGGGGUUGUACAGCUCUGGCCACUGGACAUGAGCUCUUUCAAAAGCGUGCAAGAAUUUGCAUCUCGGGUCAACCGCGAGCUCCCCGCUCUUCAUGUUGCGCUUCUCAAUGCGGGCGUCAUGCAUCGUGAUUAUGUGUUGUCUUAUGAUGGCUGGGAAGAUACCCUUCAAGUGAACACGUUGUCGACAGCUCUACUUGCUCUUUUGCUGCUACCAAAACUCCGGGAAACUUCUUCGUCGCAGUAUCAGGCACACCUGACUAUCGUCUCGAGUGGAUCAGCGACUCGUGUCGCCGAAAAGGAUUUGCCGGCACCAGGCGAGCUCCUGAAGUACUUGACGCAACGCACUGGACCUCGACCUAGGAAACGAUAUCCUAUCUCCAAACUUCUCAUCGAGUAUGUGGCCAGAAACAUUGCCGAGAAGACACGAAAUCCAGAUGGCACCUUGCAGCUUAUUGUCAACACAGUCAAGCCGGGGUUCUGUGUUUCAUCCUUGGGCCGACAGUAUAAUCGCUGGUACGAGCGCUGGACGGCCAGCUUGUUUACCAAAAUAUUUGGUCGAUCUACAGAAGCCGGGAGCAGAGUUCUUGUUGGCGCAACAGUGCAGGGAGCCGAGUCUCAUGGUAAAACCUGGCAGGGCGAGGGAUAUAUGAGUGAAUCUGGCACCCUGCUCGACACAAAAGGAAAACAACUACAAAGCAGAACUUGGAGUGAAGUUGUCAAUGUUCUUAAGGAACAAUCACCUGAAUUGGCCGGUUUAAGUUUCCUUUAG
This is a messenger RNA of Talaromyces rugulosus, 999 nucleotides long. RefSeq lists its product as uncharacterized. The record is from RefSeq and is a predicted model, not a curated record. NCBI's taxonomy places the organism in Eukaryota, Fungi, Ascomycota, Eurotiomycetes, Eurotiales, Trichocomaceae. Bases 1 to 999 code for a protein of 332 amino acids. The transcript is spliced from 2 exons.